This is a messenger RNA of Gasterosteus aculeatus aculeatus (three-spined stickleback), 5503 nucleotides long. It is a transcript of the gene pxnb, whose product is annotated as paxillin b. Gene Ontology annotation, biological process: transforming growth factor beta receptor signaling pathway; substrate adhesion-dependent cell spreading; endothelial cell migration. The record is from RefSeq and is a predicted model, not a curated record. Lineage: Eukaryota; Metazoa; Chordata; Actinopteri; Perciformes; Gasterosteidae.
UGCACAUAUUGCAGCGCGCUCCCGAGACCUGUCCCGAGCAACUUCCACUGCAGCGGCCAGUGGGGGAAGUUUGGAAAAGAAAGUUCAGACUUCGCGAAGUUGAGAAGCUGCUAAACGUAAAACGGAGACAGGCCGAAGUCGGGAAGCCACCAUGGACGACUUGGACGCAUUACUGGCGGACCUGGAAUCGACUACGUCCCAAAUCUCAAAGCGACCCGUGUUCUUGUCUGAGGAGACGCCCUACUCCAUCCCCACCGGAGGACACCCCUACCAGGAUGUGUCGGCCCCACCUCCAGUUCCUCCUCCACCCUCGGCCGAGGCUCUGAACGGCUCCCUGGCCGAUCAGCCGGACUCCCACCACUCCUCGCUGCAGUCGCUGGGCUCCGGCCAGAAGAGCUCAUGGUCCAGGGACAGUAGCAGCUCUCCUUUGUCUCACAUCGAAGAGGACCACGUCUACAGUUUUCCAAACAAACAGAAAUCUGUAGACUCGUCAACAGCGGCCAUGACCUCUGCUAUGGGAAGUAACCUCUCGGAGCUCGACAGGCUGCUGCUGGAACUCAACGCAGUGCAACAGAGCUCCCCUUCGUUCCCCACUACAGAGGAGGCAGCUCCGCCUUUACCGUCCUGCAGCGUCACCCACUACGAGAACGGCAGCUCCUCCGACAUCAUGGGGAGCCCUCCCCCACUGGAGAAACCCAAGAGGAACGGAACAAGGCUGGAAGAGGCCCGACCCACUGUGGAGAGUUUGCUGACCGAGCUGGAGGGUCCAGUGCCUUCACCCAGCUCCUCUUCUCGCCAGAGCGAUUUGGACUCCCCCUCUCAGCAGCAAGCAAGAAUUUCUGCAUCCUGCGCCACACGGGAGCUAGACGAGCUGAUGGCCUCUUUGUCUGACUUCAAGCCCAGUUCUUUGGGCUGUCCUCUGGACCCAGCAGGAGCGUCUUCCAGCUUUCCUCACCUUCCAGCCUCUCCCUCCGUCACCCCGGUGGCUUCUCCUUUCCGUAGUCCGUCCCAUGCGUCUGCCUGUGGCUCUCCUCUGUUCUCUUUGCCUGCUGGUCUAGAGCUGCACAUAGACGAGGGCGGAGGAGACGGCGGCAUUUCGGUGUCCCACGCGAACCGUCUCUGUCCUCACAGUCCUAUAUCCACACUGUCUGCAGCCAGUGACCUAGACCUGGACUCUGUCAUAGAUGUCUCUGCCACUGUGCUGUCGUCCCAAACCAAGUCUCUGCUUGUCCUCUCCCAAGCUGCUUCCAUUAACUCCAACCUUAUGAGAAAUAGCCCAAGUCCUUCCAAUACCACCACCACCCCCUCGUUAACCUCAGUUAACACUGUCCUGGACCAAAAGUCCUCCAAGUCAUCUAGUCCCUCUGUGGAGCCGAGCUCGCCCUCGACAAAUGUCAGUAAAUUCCCUUGUGAUCCCGAGACUAUGAGCAAGGGAUCUCCUUCUUUUCAUGACCUUGUUUUAAAUUUCUCUUCUCCGCCUCAUUUUACAAACCUCUCCCCACCUCGCUCAGCUCCAAAGACCCCUUCACCCAUCCCUGCUGCUGUCGCUAUCUCCCCACAUUCUGCACAUGUUUCCUCAAAAACAUCCUCGCCAUCUCCAGUCUCUCCGGUGGUGGUCCCCUCUCCACUGGCCUUCACGAGCACCAGCAGACAGCUGUUGGCGUCAGCGCCCGCACCUCAGAGAGCCAGCCCCUUCUCGGUGCAGCAGGCGCCCAUGGUGGAGCCCUCCUUGGACGAGGAACUAGACAAGCUGCUGGCCAUGAGUUUUGCACAGAACCACUCGGCUGCACAUGUGGAGGACCCACAGCUGAAGAUGGAGGCACAGCGUUUUGGCAGGGGGAUGCAGGAGAUUCACGAGGAGCUCAUCCUGCCUAUGGACAGAUACAGCGUGCAGCCUGACACUUUCACCAGCGCCACCAACACCAUCACAGAUGAGUCUGUGGACGGAGGGACCGAUGGGAACGGGGAUCUGGACUGGGCCGACGAGGAGCUGUCGAUGUCCUUCCACGAUGGACUGGAUGGCACAAUGACGCCUUACACCGAGAGGCCGUACACCGAUGGCAGCAUGACCCCGCUGACGGAGGCCAGCUGGAUGGAUGAGUCCAUGACCCCGUCUUCGUGCCCCGGGACCCCUGACGUGGGCCUGGACCUUCCCCUGCUGCAGACCCCCAAUAUGGACCGAGUCUCUGCGUCCGGACAUAUAAAGUCAGUGAUUAGGCGCACUAAGGAAACUCCCAACGUGCAUCCCAUGUCCCGAGAUGGCCACCUGCGCAGGAAGAUGGGACCCAUCAUUGUGAACAAGAACACUUCUCAGGACCGCCUCAUAGAAGAGCUUCAGGGCAAGUUUGGCAUCGGUCGCUCGGAGCGGCGGCGGAAACAGUCUGACGAUUGGCUGACCGAGGGUGUCGUGGUCACAUGCAAGCCCCAGCGCUUCCGUCCCGAUUGGACCGGCAGCGAGGUCGACAAGGUCGUGAUUCCCCCAGAGUCGCCUGUCUCUGUGAGGAAGGUCCUCCCGCCUCUCUCUCCCACUGCCCUUCGCCGCCCCCCAGUUAUAGAGGAGCCCAAGCGACAACUCCCAGCACUGCACCCCCCUAUCCCUACUCCACCACCUCUCCCUCCACCUCCUUCUCCCCCUCCACAGCCUCCCCACAUCCAGGAACCCAUUCCCCCUGCGCCUUGGCAGAUUGCAAAAGCCACCCCACCUCCACCACCCCCACCCCCACCCCCACCUCCAAUUCCGGAACCUCCUGCCGCCAAACCAGAGUCCCCUCCUCCCGUUCUUAAAACCCCAAACGGCCCUUCGCCCGUGACACCAGUGACACCAGUGCCCCCCAAAGCCCUGGUGUCAGUGGGCUGCCAAACAGAGUAUGACCCAAUCUUCCCUCCAAUGCAGAUUAUGGCCCAAGGGAAGGGUGGCGUUUCUGGUUGUGCUCCGACACAGGUCAACAAGCUGGACAACAUGCUCGGUAGCCUCCAGUCGGACCUCAACAAACUGGGUGUCCAGACGGUGGCUAAAGGAGUUUGUGGGGCUUGUUGUAAGCCAAUUGUGGGACAGGUGGUGACGGCCAUGGGCCGCACGUGGCACCCCGAGCACUUUGUGUGCACGCACUGCCAGGAGGAGAUCGGCUCCAGGAACUUCUUUGAGCGAGAAGGACAACCGUACUGUGAGACUGACUACCACCACCUGUUCUCCCCGCGGUGCUACUACUGCAACGGGCCCAUACUGGAUAAAGUGGUGACGGCGCUGGAUAGGACGUGGCACCCUGAACACUUCUUCUGCGCUCAGUGUGGAUCCUUCUUUGGCCCAGAGGGCUUCCAUGAGAAGGAUGGAAAGGCCUUUUGCAGGAAGGAUUACUUUGACAUGUUUGCACCAAAAUGUGGCGGCUGUGCCAGAGCCAUUCUGGAGAACUACAUCUCAGCGCUGAACAGCCUCUGGCAUCCCGAGUGUUUCGUCUGCAGGGAGUGCUUCACCCCGUUUGUCAAUGGAAGUUUCUUUGAGCACGACGGGCAGCCUUACUGUGAAGUGCACUACCACGAGCACCGCGGCUCCCUCUGCUCCGGCUGUCAGAAGCCCAUCACGGGACGCUGCAUCACAGCCAUGUCCAAGAAGUUCCACCCGGAGCACUUUGUCUGUGCCUUCUGCCUGAAACAACUCAACAAAGGCACCUUCAAAGAACAAAACGACAAACCGUACUGCCACGGCUGUUUCGUCAAGCUGUUCAGUUAGGGAGGUAGGAAGAGCAGCUAUGGAUCAGGGCUUAGAUCAGUGCCUAAAGCAUUUUGGCACAGGUGGGGUGGGAGGGGGCUGUCUGUAUUCUGAUAGUGACAUUGGAAGUGUGUAUGGGUUAAGUGUGUGCAUUUGGUCGAAGCAGCAGUCUCUGAUAAAAUACUUUCCGUCUGAAACUUGGAAAAACGUCCUGUUGUCCCAAUGCCAGCUACGCGUUUUGCAUUCAGACUAGAAGACAGAAUAUUUUUGAGUAGGUCAAAAGUCCAAACUGUGACGCAGAUAUACUUAAAGGAUGACAUUACAGGGUUCUUUUUUUCAACUCAACACUGAUGCAUAAAAGACUACGUUUCCUUUCUUAAUCCCCUGAAAUGUGUUGGAUACUUUCAACAGGCAAAGUGCUGUAGUUUUCUGUGUUUUCAAAUAUUUUUGUUUUUUUAUCUUGUUAAUGGUGGGGAAAUCUUACCAAACACUGUAGAAAAUCAUGAAAUACUAGGCGUGUCUGACAUUGUGGCUCACUGGUUGAGCGGGUCAUUUCAGAAACCAUAAAAAAGAAACAUUUAUUUCCCACUUGGUAUGAAGUUGGAAAGAGCAGGUCCAUAAUAUCACUGUAGUGUUGACUGGAAAUUAGUUUGUAUGUGUGAAAAACCAGAAACCAGGUGUGUACACAGAUUAUGUAUUAAUACCAGAAUGUCACAAAGACCAGUUUGAACUCAAUCAGUUUUACAGUUUGCCCAAUUUGCGUGGCAAGCCACACUUAUAUUUUUAAAUCAAAGGCAAACUAUGCAAGGAUGAAUCUUUCCAGUGAUUUUCAAUGAAGACGUUCAGUGUGUAGUCAGCCACCAGUAGCUGCAGUAUUGACUCUUGGUCACAGAUGUUCGAACAGACUUUGUGUAUUUGUGCUGCCAAAUCAUUCCUUGUAUUUACGCAGACGAAAGGAGAAAACCAUCUGAAAUCUUGUUUUUGCAGUUUUGGAAUCACACAAAGAUAUUGGGAGUAUAUUGUGCAUCUCUUAACUGCCGUUACUGUUUCUAGGUACAUUCUGACAGGUUUUUUGUAAAUAUCAAAAGCAGCUACAAAGUAGGUAAAACGCUGGCAUGCUUGGCAUGUACAUAUGUUUAAUAACCACUCAUUCAAAGCAGGAGGGGGGCGGUGAGGAGGCAUAUCAAAGAUAUUUUUGGUAGCAUUACUGUAUUGAGAAGCUGAGGAAUGUUCACUUCAUGUAUCUUUGAAACAAGUUCACAAAACGAGCUUCCUGUGAUAUUCCAAUGACUGCAAGUGGGGAUAAAGAAUGUUAUAUUUUCUAAUGUAAAAGUCUGUGCCAUUGUAUCAGUACAUUGUCUAAUAACACUGGCAAUUUCAACAAAAUAGUGAUAACAGGUCCGUAGUCUGCAGUUAUGUUUUCAUGUAUGAGUCCAUGGAAAAGUAAUGGCAUUGGCCUGGUGACCUGGUGGUCAGUUGGUGACUCGUUUCCUUCAGCGUGUUCACCAGUUUGGGCCUUGACACGGAAUCAUAACAUGCAGGUGAAACAUUAGGACUUCUGUCUUUUUCAGGGAAUUCUAUAGCCUUACAUCUUUACUCACUCUAUUUAAGAUAGCGUGUAACAGUUGUCUUUUCCAAUCAAUUUAGUAGAGUUUUAUUUAACCAAAGCCAUACCUUAUUUGAGUUCUGUUUGUGUCUUUUCAUCUUUUUCUUUUCACUCUGAAUGUCAGUAAUAGUGCAUAAUGUUAUUCCUUGCAUCUAGUCUGAUUGAGCAAAUAAAUUCAGUUUUGUUUCUAA